AUUUCAUGAUCUUGAUCAAUUACAAGAAGAAUGGUUAGCUGAUGAUUUUGGCUACGGUCCAGAGUCAGAACCAGAACAGUACGUGCCCGAUUUCCAGUCUGAGAAUCUACCCCUGAGCAUCAAAAUUAAGCCCGAACCCAAAAGCCCAGGAUACCACAAGCCAUGUGCGCACAUGAAAUCUCCAGCGGCCAGCACAAGCCACCGCCAUUUCAAUUUUGACAAAUUUGAGCAGAAGUUUGCGUAUGGGGAACAGGUUGUGGUGGACAACCCUUUUGGUAAAUUGGAUGGACUCUCUGUGAUCAUCCCAGCACCAUCUCCAUCCAGCACAGAUGAUCAUCCUAGUCCACCAGGGAGUGCCUGUUCAGAUGCAGUGGCACCACAAAGCUCUCCUGUUCCACAGGGCAACACAUCAUCCACAAAGAGCUGCACCAGCAAUGAAAAGGGUUCCAACAAGAAUAACCCAUCGGGCAUGGUGGACAUGGACCCAAGUGCCAUGACGCCCCCCUCCAUUGACCUCAACAUGAACCGUAUCAUCAAGCAGGAGCAGCAGGGGCCCUCAAUGUGCAGCAACAGUGGUAGUUGCGACAAAUCAGACAACGCCAGCAACCGUGGCAGCAGCAUCUCAUCGCCAACGACUCCUCAGGGGCCAUCCCUUUGUCAGAUGGUGACCUUCAAGGAGCCGUUGGUACCUGGUGGAAGCGGGUUUGGGCCAAGCAGCAAUCCCUUCAGGGCACAUGGACCAGGUCCUGGUCCUGGGUUUUUUCUGGAUAAGAAUAGGUUCCAGAGGCAGACUUCUGAGCCAUGUUUUGGCAACCUGACCCAUUCGAUGGGAUCAACAGGAAACUCUGGAGCUGACUCUGGUGGUAGUAAUGGCAGUGGUGGUGGUGGAGGAGGACCUCAUCCUUUCCAGCGUCAGAACUCUGAGCCAGUAUUCCUACCAUUCAAGAACCGAGGCAUGUUCAAUCAAACCCGCUUCAGGGAUACUAUUGUGAAACAGGAGCCAGUGGAUUAUGGCUAUGAAGCUGAAGUACCAAGAUCCUUUGGGAACGGAUUCCAACGUCAGGAGAUGUUUAUUCAACGCCAAUGCAAGGAAGAAGGAGGCCAAGUGGAUUGUGGAAGGGCAUUCUAUGACGAUGCAAGUGUUCCAGAAAAGCCCCCAGAACAGCACAAUGAACCAAGACAUGAGGUGGUUCGAGAAGGACCUCUUUACCACAGACGUGGCUCUCUUCAACUUUGGCAGUUCCUUGUAACUCUCCUUGAAGACCAGUCCAAUGGUCACUUCAUCGCAUGGACCGGGCGUGGCCUGGAGUUUAAGCUCAUCGAUCCUGAAGAGGUUGCGAGACGAUGGGGUAUUCAGAAGAACCGGCCUGCCAUGAACUACGACAAGCUCUCUCGUUCACUGCGCUACUACUACGAGAAGGGUAUCAUGCAGAAAGUUGCUGGAGAGCGUUACGUCUACAAGUUUGUUUGUGACCCUGAGGCUCUCUUCAUCAUGGCAUUUCCUGAUGGUCUCCACACCCAGCUUAGGGUUUCCUUACCCCCUCCUCAUGACCAAAGGCAACCCCCUCCUCAGAUGAGACCGAUCCACCCGAAAAAAGAACCGGGAGUCAUGACCCAUCCGCCUCCCCAGCCCCCCAGUAGGACGGGGAGCAGUGAAAACUGUGACGUCUUUGUUCCUGACCUCAGCCAUGCUAGUUCCUGCAUGACAAAGUCAUUCUCUGAGGGCUGUGUUUACUGAAAACCUCUUUCCUUCUCUUCCCCAAGGUCAAUUCCUUCGGGGCAGGGAGGAUCGAUUCAAGAAAAACACUCUUUUUUGUACACACAGAGAUUAUACGAAAAUUGCUUGUACUAUAGUUGAAUAUGAUGUUCACAAGUUUGAUUUGUUAAAUGACUUGCAUUGUGUGUUCACUCACUUCUGUUAUCACUGGUUUAAAAGUUAUCUUAUUUUUUUUACAUUGAAUAAGAGAUAAGAUGAUAAGAAAGUGGUACACUAUGGGAGUACUUUUGGCCUCACAGUGUUUCAAGAAUUGAUGGUAUAUGGUGUUAAAGAUCCAAAUAUUUUCAAAACUGUAAUCUUGUAGAGGUCAACCAUCAAGAAGGCUCUGCAAUGUUUUCCACUAUAAAUAAUCAAAUUUGUUGCCAUUUAGCCAUUGAUAUGAUGAUGAAAAAUUAUGAUUGUAUCACUAAUGAAAUUCAAAUAUUCAGUUUAAAAAAAAUUAUUCUAUCUGUCAACUAAAUACUAUUAACACCACAAACUGCCAAAUUGCAAAGCAAAAAUUUGUUCCAAGAUUACACAACCAUCAACACCAAGCAUUUAACACUAUUAAGCUUGGAGUAUUCUUUUUGAUGUGUGGUGCCAUAUUUCAUUACAUUUCAAUCAGAAUCCGAUCAGGCUGUGUACUUCAGUGCAUUGUUUAUGCAAUUUCUUUGGAAAGAUUUUCUCAAAUAUCAUAGCAGGAAGUUCUCAUUGGGCUCCAAUAUAGUACAAGUAAGUUUUAGAACAGUCUUUAAAGAUAAGCUUCAGUAAUAGAUGAGUUGGUGCUUCGGAUACUGAGAGUGACUUGAUGUAUUGAUAUUAUAAGUAUAAAUUUCAGUGGGGAGUAAAAUUGGCUGAGAAAUGGCUCUAAAAACUCCCAAACAAAAGCAUUGAAUUUUGUAUGACAUCUGGAAAAAAAAUCACUCAUGUGUAAAAUCAAUUUAAAAUUGUUAAUUUGCCAUGAAUACAAAGCGCGGUGCACAUCUUUGCAAGGAGCUGUAGGUAUGAAAGUGUGGCUCAGACAGUGACUAAUCAUAAGAAUUGAAUUUAAUCAAAAGUCGAAAGAAAAAGUGAGUGGAUCAUCAGAUGAUCACUCCCAUGAAUGUUUUCAUGGAAUUUGGACAAUAUAGUCAUAUGUAAUCCAUCAACUUGAUGCCCUUCGCUCCCAAUACUGAAUCCGGUCUUUAAAACCUUUGAGCUUGUAUUAUAGUAUUUUUGAAGAACCCUUCAUGUUUUGUCUGUUGAAGAAAUAGCUAUUACAGUGAAUUCUUUGAAUCUUGCAGCUGCUUAGAAAGUCACUUUGUGUAGAAUGGAUUCAUGCUAGUUGGUUAUACCUCUUUGAAGAUUAAAAAAAUGUGAUUACUAAAAAAAAUUAUGUCAUGAUUGUUUGAUUUUUUUUGGUCUGAUGUGAAAUUGUUGUGUAACAUCGAUGCCUAAAUGUUGGUAUCACAGUAUUGAUCACUGAUGUUCUGUACACCAUGCGAGCAUCAUAUAACAUUAAAGUGUAUAUGUAUAUCUUGUGCAUGAAUUGAUAACACUUCACACCAUGGAUUUUACACCAUGCAAGCUUCAUGCAUUAUCAGAAUGUAUAUUUUGUGCAUGAUUUAAUAACACUUUACACCAUGGUCUUUACACCAUGCAAGAUUCACAUAAUAUUAAGAUGUAUAUCUUGUGCAUGAUUUGAUAAUACUUAUUUGUAAGGGUUAUGAGAAAUGUAUGAUAGCCUUAUCUUUUACUGUCUUUAGGAGGCGUUUUCACUCAUAUGAGUAGUACUAUAUUAUCUCUCAGUACAGAUAACUUUCAGUUCUACAUUGGCGACGAUGACAUCAGUACAUCAGGCUUACUCUAUGAAUAAGGGAAAGUCUAUUAUUUUUUACCAGUACAACGUAGACCUUAUCAAAGAUUGGUAAUUUUGUAUUUUUUUAAGAGAACAAAGUAUAUUUCAUACCGAUAUUUGUCAUCACAUUUUAUCAGAGAUAAUUGUAUGUCAGGAAAGUAUCUGAGUUUUUGCAUGAUUUGUGAAUAUAUUCAACUGAAUUUCAGAUUUAUUGUGAGAUGUCAUAAAUGUGUUUCAGUGUUUCUAUAACAUAAAUAUCAGGUAUUGGCAUGUUGACUGCAGUAUCAUUAUGUUGUGUAAAAAUUUACUAAUGAAAUCUAUUCCCCCUGUUUUGAAACCAUUUCUCUGUAAAAUAUUUGCUUAUUGAAUUUUCUGCUUUCUGUUUUUAAUAAUUUACGGUUUCCCCAUAGAUCUGUAUUUUUUGGUAAGUUUUUGAAGAGAUGGAAAAAAUCUUGAAUUAUUAUAUACAGUAGAUUUCAAAUUGUGUUUGCAAGAUAAAGAGGCAGGUCAGUACCAGAAAAAGAAAGGUAUCGUAAUGAAUUGGAAAUAUUGGUUAUUGUGGUAUUUUUAAAGUUACUAAUUUUCUAUUCAAAUCUUUUGAAUUUUUAUUACUUAUAAUACAAAACCAGACUGAAGAUUUUAAAAGAUAAUUAAUCUUAUGUUCAAAUUUUGGAUGGAUCAAAUUAUUCAUAUUUUUAAAACAUUGAUUACUAAAUGUGUCGAAUGUCCUAAGAAGCUGUAUUUUAGCAUCAUUAGUUCUACAGAGCAAGAGAUCUGUUCAUAUUCCCCACUGCCGUGCACAUGUAUAUAAUACAUAUUUCAUUUUUUGAAAAGACAUCUCAGUAUGUCUCUUUAUAUAUUUAUUUGCAUACAUACUCAUGUUGUCAAGGAAGGAUUUUGGUCAAUUGCAAAAUGGAAAACAUAAAUGAUUGUUUCUAAACAAACUUACUAUAAAAAAAAUCAACAACAUAAGGUUAUGAUUUAAAUGAUGUUUUAUUGGUCACUUCAAGGAACAUGCAUUCAAUACAGUUGAACAAAUACAAAUGAUACAUUGUAAGAAAUUACAUAACAGUUACACAACAUAAAUGGAUAACCACUGUAUCAUGUCUCGCCACCUGUGUUCGUGGACACUCAUUUUGUUAAUAUCGAUUAAUACUACUAUCUUUUAAUUCUAUGUACACAGAAAUGGUGGUGAAACUGCUGGUGUCUUUAACGAGAUGAAGCAUUUAUUACACAAUACAUGUCGGAGUACAACAAUAGUAAUCCACCAAAAGAGAAUAAAUUGUGAGCUCUUAUCAUUAAUUUACUGUUUUUAACAACCUCAGUAGAGGAAUUAUUUUAAAUUUAUUUCAAAUUAUUUCCCAUAAUCAUUUCAAGUUGUAUAUGGAUCUCUGUAUUUUUCAAAAGUGCACUCAUGUAUUUGAGAGUUAGUUUAAGAGAAAUAGACUUCUAAAUUAAGAACAGUUGUUUGAUAAAGAGCAGUUUUUUUUUUAUAUUGAUUAAAUACAAUGAUUAGCAUACCAGCUGUUCUAAUAUAUUUAGAAGUAUUAUUUCUAGGAAAGUGAGAAGUUGUAGAGAUACAACAGAAUGAGAAUGGCAUUCUCCAAUUAUUUCAUUUUUUGUACAUAUUUUUCAUGAAAAGUGUUGACCAGUGCCUAAAAAGGAAAUCUUGUGUUUUUUUCUAAUUGUCUAAGAGAAUACAAAAUCUAGAUUAAAGAGAAAACAAUUAAGAAGUGGAGAGAUAUAUUGAAAUGCAGAAAGUACUAGAAAGACAGAAAAUAUCUACUUUUAUACCUUAUCAGUGAGCAGAGUUUUAACAAAAAAUCAUCAAUGUUUUUGUAGGAAUUUAAAUGGAAAAAGUUGGAGUUAUUUUUUCAUACUGUAUUUCAAGAUUUGUACAGAUGUAGUGUAUGGGAUGCUGAAGAUAUUGCUUUGUUUCUCUCUGUCUUAAUUUUUUUUUACUACAUAUCAAAUGAUUGAUGUACAUUGUAUGUCUAGGUGGCUCACCAAAUUGAUAAAGAUAGUGAAGUGUAUCAGUAUUCAUAUCAUAAAGUUUGUACACACAUUUUAAUUAUUGUACAGAAAAUUUCACUUUCACAUAAAUUGGUAAAAAUUAAAGUGUUGCACAUAUUGCUGUUUGUUCCAAUUAAGUAAAACUUAGUGUUUGAAAGUGAAAUUAAAGUUUGUUAUCUCACCUUGGUAUUCAGAAUUAGGGCUGUGUAUCUGCAAUUUGGGUGAGGGAUAUAACUAAGGAGAAUUUUAAAAGCGUAAUAUGAUCUUGCCCAAAAAUCAGUAAAUUCAGCCCCAACAAAGGAAAUGAUUAAGUAACAUUUUUUUAAAUAUCUUUACUUGGCUAUCCACUUUCAUAGAGAUCUUUAUGAAGUAAAUAUUACUGUUUAAUGAUGCCCAAAACUUAUUUACGGAAGGGACCUAUUCCACAAAUAUCUACAGAACUCCCCUGCUCAAGUGAAAAUUUAUUGUACAAAAUCAUCACAGCUGAUGUCCCCCUUUCCCCUCCCUUUGUCUCUAAUAUAAUCACAUUGUAUAUUUACAUUCUUUUAUUUUGAACAAGAGUUGUACUUACAUUAUUCAAAGGUGGAUUUUUAAUGCUUUGCUUAAUUUGAUUUGGAGAAUUUGUAAAUAGCAAAAGCAGAAUACAGCAGUUUUACUUUGUGAAAAAAAAUGUGUUAAAAUAGCAAACAUUUUUAUUUUGCUAUAUGUGUCUUUGUUAACAUAAAUUUGACCUUUGAGGGUAGGGUACAUUUCUCAAAGAAUAUAUAAAAUUGAAUAGUAAUUGACACAGGACAUUUUUCAAAAAUGUCAUUUUUAUCACAAAUUUUAUCAACAUUAUCAAAUAUUUGCACUUGUGGAUUCUAACAUAAAAAAUAGGUACUUUUUGUUAUUGUAAUCCGGUUGGUCACAUCUGCUUAACUCUUGUAUGUGUUAAUUAUCCUUUUCACUUUUAGUAUUUCAGAAUUCUCUUUUUAGCAGCAUCUUGUUUAAAGCAUUGUGAAAUUACAGUCAGCAGGGCAGUCCUCAGCUUGUUUUGCUAAUUUCUGAACCACUGUCUCUUCAAAUUAUCAGAACCCUUUCAAAUAAAAGACUAACAAUAGUUUGAGUUUUUUUUUUAAUUGCUGCAGGUGUUUUGGGAAUUUUCUCUGUCACUUGAAGUCUAUCUCCUAAUUAUUUGAAUGAAUUAAAAUAAUGGUAGUUGUUUGAGUGAGUUGUCAAUUGGAUGAAGUGAAGCUGCAGAUCUUAAGAUCGCUAAGUGUUUUCUUAUGAAAAAGUGCUGCAAAGUUAUUCAUAUGGUACUGGGCAGUUUUUAUGACAUACAUUGGCUAUAUCCUAAUUGGCUAUAUGAAGCCAGAAACAAGAAUUUAACCAAAUGUCAGGUACAAAUCCAUAUAUACUUCCUUGAUAUGAUAUGUUAAAAAUUAAAUCUAGAGAAAUCUUACUUGCAAUUGAAUAUCAGGAUUUUAUUUUUCAAUUCGCUUAUAGUUGCUCUUGGUAAUUUUUUAUUUUUCCUGAAGCUUGGGUAUGUCAUCUAAUGAUAUCACUUGUUAAUAUAAAGUUAUAAAAUUAAGAACUGGGAACAUUAAUUUGAAAAAGAAUGUUAGCACCUUCCCUAGCCAUUAGACUCAUUGUCACUGUUUUGCACAGUCUUGAGUAGUGAUUAAGAUUAACAUGUUACUUUUGAUUUAAAGAUUCAAAUUCUACCAUACUUUAUAGAUAUCUUGACUCUUUUAUUGCUCUAAUAAUUUCAUUAUGGAGGGACAUAAUCAAUAUAUGCUUUAAUCAUGACUUUUGUUUUAAUAUUUACUUGAAAUGAGUAAUAUGGCAUAUAAGAAAUCCUAAUGGCUUUAUCAACCUUCAUAGAACUCUCUGGUGAAUAGCUUGGUUCUAACAUUUAUUUUGAAUAAUAUAAUUAAACCUCAAAUUUUAUAGUUGUAUAAAGGCAUACAAAACUUUUAUAAAGCCUUUCCACAUGAUAAUGACUUUGAUUUCUUAGUUAAUGUAAAAUCAUUGCAAGUUUCUAUGUUUUGGGGCAGAUGUUGCUUUUCUCAUUAAAUCACAGUGGUUUUGUACAUAGCAA
Messenger RNA from Lytechinus pictus (painted urchin), 7686 nucleotides. RefSeq names its product ETS translocation variant 1-like. The record is from RefSeq and is a predicted model, not a curated record. Gene Ontology annotation, molecular function: DNA-binding transcription factor activity, RNA polymerase II-specific; sequence-specific DNA binding. Gene Ontology annotation, cellular component: nucleus. Gene Ontology annotation, biological process: regulation of transcription by RNA polymerase II; cell differentiation. Bases 173 to 1738 code for a protein of 521 amino acids. Lineage: Eukaryota; Metazoa; Echinodermata; Echinoidea; Temnopleuroida; Toxopneustidae. The transcript is spliced from 10 exons.